Molecule: messenger RNA, 2301 nt
Organism: Fulmarus glacialis (Northern fulmar)
Lineage: Eukaryota; Metazoa; Chordata; Aves; Procellariiformes; Procellariidae
Product: vitellogenin-2-like
Exons: 16
Biological process (GO): lipid transport
Molecular function (GO): lipid carrier activity
Source: RefSeq, a predicted model, not a curated record
CAAAGCAAUAUUCCCAGUGUGAUAUCCAAAGGAUACCAGCAAGAUUCAGAAGAGGCACAUCACCACAGUGUAGGAGGAAGAUCUUAUGCACACAUCUUCUGUAGAAAAUUUGAGAGUUUGGGAUGUUCUGCCUGUCUCAGCCUAAAGUCACGAAAUUCUGCUUUCUUAAGAAAUACCUAUCUGCACAAAUUAGUUGGAGAACUUGAAGCCAAAAUAGUUUUGAAGCCAGUUCAUACAGAUGCUGAUAUUGACAAAAUACAGCUGGAAAUUCAGGCAGGAUCCAAAGCAGCUUCCAAAAUAAUUGAUGUAGCAAGCUCAAGGUCUAAGGAAGAGGAUGAGACAUCUCCAUAUGAGGACGUUCAAGCUAAACUGAAGAAGAUUCUAGGCAUUGAAAAUGUGUUCAAGGUCGCAAAUAAAACACGGCACCAUAAGAAAUGGAUUCACAGAAAAGACAAGACUGCAGCUACAAACCUCUGGGCAGAGCCCAGUGCAGCCUCCCUCUCCAGUUCAUCCUCUUCUUCCACUGCUUCUUCUGCUGAUGGUAAAGAGCCUGGAAAUGAACACAAGAAAGAUGAAAUAAGGCAAUCUGGGAAGAAAAGUGGCAGGAGAAGCAGCAGCAGCAGUGUCAGCUCUGCUAGCAGUAAAAUCUGCAGCAACAGCGAAGAAGACCACUCUGGAGACAGGCACUGCAGUGGGGACAGUGAAUAUUCCAACCAACAGGCAAAUCUACCCGUUUACCAGUUUUGGUUCAAGCCAGCAAAUGAACAGGACCCAGGAAGGGAAGUUCUAAACAACAGCAUCAGCUCCUCCUCUUCUUCAGCUAGUGAUGAAGGCAUCUCUAGAGCCAUGCCUCAGCCUAAAUUCUUGGGAGACAGCAAGCCACCAAUACUGGCUGCAGUCCUUCGUGCCAUCCACAGAAACGAGCAGCCGAUGGGAUUACAGUUUGUACUGUACACUGAUACACAGCCGAUGAGAUCGAGGAUACAGAUGUUUGUUUCAAGCAUCACAGGAUCAAGUAGAUGGAAACUCUGUGCUGAUGCUUCAGUAAUAAAUUCCCAUAAAGUAUCAGGUUCUCUUAAAUGGGGUAAAGAUUGCCAGGACUACCAGAUUGCUACUCAGAUUGCAACAGGGCAAUUUGCUGCUUAUCCAGCUAUGCAGAUGAAGCUGGAGUGGCCAAAAGUACCUUCAAUAGUCCGAGCAACUGCAAGAUGGUUCUACUCAUUUCUUCCAGGAGCCGCAUAUGUGCUUGGGUAUUCCCAAAGGCAACAGUGUGGUCCCUCUCACCAGGCAACCUUGGUUAUGGCUCUGACAUCUCCAAGAACCUGCGAUGUGGUCCUCAAGCUACCUGAGCUCACAAUUUAUGACAGAGCCAUCAGGCUUCCCCUGCCAUUCCCUUCAAGUCCAGGUACACCGAUUUCAACACUACCAUCCCCUGACUGGAAUGUCUUCUCCCAAGCAACACUUUCAAUCAUUGAAAACCUUAAAGCUCCUUGUUCACUUUUCCAAAAUACGAUCACAACCUUCAAUGGAGUUGAAUUUAACUAUUCAAUGCCUGCAAAUUGCUACCAUGUCUUGGUGCAAGAUUGUAGUCCAGAACUGAAAUUCCUGGUGAUGAUGAAAAGACUUGAAAAGUCUGCUGACCUUACAGCAAUGAAUGUCAGACUUGCCAGCCAUGAGGUUGACAUGUAUGUUUCCAAUGGACUCAUCCAGUUGAAGAUUAAUGGUGUUCAAGCCCCAACAGAUGUUCCAUACACAUCUAAUUCUGAUGCAAGCAUACUGAUCAGCAGCGAAAAGGAAGGCCUGUCACUAAAAGCCCCAGAUUAUGGCAUAGAUAAACUAUAUUAUGAUGGGCAUAGACUUGAGAUUCAGGUUGCUUUCUGGAUGGCUGGAAAAACAUGUGGUAUUUGUGGAAAAUAUGAUGCUGAGAAGGAAAGAGAAUAUCAAAUGCCCAGUGGAUAUUUAGCUAAAGAUGCAGUGAGUUUUGCUCAGUCCUGGAUCAUCUCAGAAGACCCCUGUGCUGGAGCUUGCAAGCUGCAGCGCAAAUUUGUCAAAAUUGAGAAGCCAGUUGCAUUUGAGAAGGCGGCGGCAAAAUGCUUCUCCGUGGAGCCCGUUCUACACUGCGUAGAAGGCUGUUCAGCAACCAGGACUGUUCCCGUCUCCGUGGGCUUCCACUGUGUACCAGCCGACUCCACUCUCAACCUGGAAGGACAGAUUAGGCGAGACCAGAAAUCCGAGGACGUCGUGAGCACGGUUUCUGCUCAUACGGCGUGUUCCUGUCAACAACAGUCAUGCCCAGCGUGA